This is a messenger RNA of Xenia sp. Carnegie-2017, 963 nucleotides long. RefSeq lists its product as uncharacterized. The record is from RefSeq and is a predicted model, not a curated record. Lineage: Eukaryota; Metazoa; Cnidaria; Anthozoa; Malacalcyonacea; Xeniidae.
AUUUUUUUCACACGGCUAUCUGAAAAUCAACUUCUUUGUCUUUUAUAUUUAGUUAUAUUUUAGGAUCUAGGUUGAGAUACUACCGGUUUAAAUAUUGAAGAAACAAAAAUGGGCUUAAGCAAAACGAGGAGACCUUUGGGAGAACUCGAGAGCAGACCAGUGUAAGCCCGAGACCGAAGGUCGAGGCAUCACCAGAAAUGAAAGACAUUUUGCGACUGCGCUCACAUUCAGUGGUUGCUCCUUUAAGUAAUUAAUAAUCCAUAAAAUAAAAUGGCGGCAGAUUUACGUUCUCCAGGCUGUGUGCCAUUCAGUUUGCUAAACAAUUUGAGUAGUGUAUAUUUGCUUUACGACGAAAGCAAAAAGAGAAGAAAGAAAAGAAAAACUCUUGGGCUAAUUGAAGCUGAGCUGGUGGUUGCCGAAAGAAAAGGUGGAGAGGUAAAUAAAUAUCUUAUUAAGGGGAAGGAUUACAGCUUUUACGAAAAUACAUGGGAGCCAGAAGAGCACCUUUCGUCAACUUUACUCAGAUAUUUUAAAGAACCUAACACAGCUAUGGAAAUUGUACAAUCAUGUGUCGACAGGCUAAGAAUGACAGCUCUUAUUGCUCAAAAACGUCAAGGCUCUGAGCAAAGAAUUUCUAUAGAUUUCAGGCAUGAUGUUUUCCAAUAUCUUUUUUAUGGCUUUGGUGAACCAGCACAGCAAAAACAUUGGACUCUUUAUGAGAAAAAGGACUUCUUUCUAUGUAAGUUCCCAGAGAACUGGAGUUGUCUUUAUGACAGUCAUGGAGAUGGAAUAAAGAUUAAAUAUACUGAACUGAAAAUAAGAAAAUUUUUGGGAAAAUCCCCAAAAACUCACAAAAGGAAUAGAACUAAAAUAAAUGCAAUGCCUCAAACAUGUUUCGAGAAAAUCUCUGUUUUUUUUUAUAAAGAUUCCUUUAUUGUGUACUUAGUUUCAGUAUUCAAAUGA